CAGCGGGCGGAGCCGCCGCCGCCGCUGCUGCCGAAGUCGCUCCGCGGUUCGGAGACUGCGCUGGGCUCGGCGCGGCUCCGCUGCAGCCACCGGGAGGGAGGGAGAGGCGGGCGCUGCCGCCCGCGCCGUGCCGAUGGGUCUCCUCCUGCUCCUCUGGGCGUGUGCGGCCGCCGCCGGGGCAGCUGUAGGAUUUGGAAUGGAUCCUGACUUACAAAUUGAUAUCAUCACAGAACUGGAUCUUGUGAAUACAACCCUUGGGGUAACACAAGUGUCAGGACUACACAAUGCCAGCAAGGCAUUUUUAUUCCAAGAUGUAGAAAGAGAAAUCCAUACACCACCCCAUGUGAGUGAGAAGUUAAUUCAGCUCUUCUGGAAUAAAAGCGAGUUCACGUUUUUGGCCACUCUGCAACAGAAGGCAUCAACUUCUGGAGUUCUACUGUCCAUCCGAGAGUUAGAGCACAGCUAUUUUGAACUAGAGAGCAGUGGCCUGCGGGAUGAGAUUAGAUAUCACUACAGGUUUAAUGGGAAGUCCAGAACAGAGGUGUUCCCAUACCGUCUGGCAGAUGGACAGUGGCAUAAGAUUGCUGUGUCGCUGAGUGCAUCCCACCUUCUGCUCCACGUGGACUGCAACAGGAUUUAUGAACGUAUCAUUGAUCCCCCAGAAACGAAUUUGGCACCAGAAAGCAGUAUAUGGCUCGGACAGAGAAACAGGAAGCAUGGUUUCUUUAAGGGUGUUAUUCAAGAUGUGAAAGUCGUCUUUAUACCUAAUGGCUAUAUAAUGCAGUGUCCCAAUCUGAAUCGCACAUGCCCAACCUGCAGCGAUUUCUUAAGUCUGGUGCAAGGAAUCAUGGAUUUGCAAGAACUCCUGGCAAAAAUGACUGCAAAGUUAAACUAUGCAGAAACAAGACUGAGUCAAUUGGAAGACUGUCAUUGUGAGAAGACUUGUCAAGUAAAUGGAUUGAUCUAUAGAGACAAAGACUCAUGGGUUGAAGAUGAUCACUGCAGGAAUUGCACAUGCAAAAGUGGAGCUGUGGAGUGCCGCAGGAUGUCCUGUCCCCCUCUGGAUUGUCCUCCUGAUGCUCUCCCAGUGCAUGUGGAAAGCCAGUGCUGCAAAGUUUGCAAGGCCAAGUGUAUCUAUGGGGGCAAAGUGCUGGCAGAAGGUCAACGAGUGUUAAACAAGAGCUGCAGGGAGUGUCGAAAUGGAGUUUUAGUAAAAGUCACAGAGGCUUGUCCUUCCCUGAACUGCUCAGAACAAGAUCAUGUUCUUCCAGAGAACCAGUGUUGCAGUGUUUGUAGAGGCCAUAACUUCUGUGCUGAGGGACACAAAUGUGGUGAAAAUUCUGAGUGCAAAAACUGGAACACAAAAGCGACUUGUGAAUGCAAGACUGGUUUUCUCUCUGUCCAAGGGGAUUCUGCCUACUGUGAAGAUAUCGAUGAGUGCGCUGCCAAGAUGCAUUAUUGUCAUGCCAACACCGUGUGUGUUAACUUGCCUGGAUCCUAUCGCUGUGACUGUGCCAUGGGAUAUGUCCGUGUGGAUGAUUUCUCCUGUACAGAGCAUGAUGAGUGUGGCAGCCGGCACCAGAGCUGUGAUGAGAACGCUAUCUGCACCAACACUGUGAGGGGACACAGCUGCACCUGCAAACCCGGAUACGUGGGGAAUGGGACCAUCUGCCAAG
This is a messenger RNA of Pezoporus flaviventris, 1676 nucleotides long. Its product is annotated as protein kinase C-binding protein NELL1-like. Gene Ontology annotation, molecular function: protein binding; calcium ion binding. Lineage: Eukaryota; Metazoa; Chordata; Aves; Psittaciformes; Psittacidae. The annotation marks the transcript as partial. The transcript is spliced from 14 exons. The record is from RefSeq and is a predicted model, not a curated record.